Molecule: messenger RNA, 3038 nt
Organism: Dreissena polymorpha
Lineage: Eukaryota; Metazoa; Mollusca; Bivalvia; Myida; Dreissenidae
Exons: 4
Coding region: 135-1778 (547 amino acids)
Source: RefSeq, a predicted model, not a curated record
GAUUAAAGAUUGUACAGUAGUAGGCAAUCUAGUGUAUAGUACGAUCGUCUACCGUUUCAUGUAUAAAAGGGAUACCGUACAGUGUAACCAUUCAUUUGCUUUGUUACGAUCCAAGUAAUCCGUAUGUUUUCUAUAUGGCUGGAGAAGGUGAUCCAGCGAUUGUUGCAACAGAUGUCGACAAGAUCCAUUACAGAUAUUUCAAUUUCUUGUUGAAAGAAAGGUGCUAUUCCACAUACGAUGAUGAUACCAGAUGUAUUGAAGCAAUCCCGUUAUCUGAAUCCGAGAAAUCAAUUCUGACAGACGUAUUGUUGCAUUUCAACCAACGUUUAUACAGACAACUAAAGGUAGAAUGUAGUCCAGAUAUGCUGAAACCCUUCCUAAGCGGUAAAGAAAUUAAACAAACAUUCCGCUUUGCAGUGCCCGUAAUUGAGGAACAAUGUAUUGAUCAUUCCAAAAUUAUUGUAUUUGCUUCAAAUCAAGAAGAUCUGGAGACAUUAAAUAAAGCUUUGGAUGAUUUCUUGUUAGAACAGGAUCUCCCGGUAUCACACAAAUUUGUUUCAAUUAAAAAAGAACCCAUUCUCGACACGGAGUUGUUGGCAACGUUCUGUUUAUCACAGUCACGCAAUGUGUUCGUAUGCGCCGGAGAUAUCAUACAAUUCGACGACGACAAUGUUGGACUUGUCAAUGCCGUCAUACUGCUGAAAUCAGGCAAGCUAGCAGGAAAAGGAAACGUGUUUUACCGAUUGAGGGCGAAAGGUGGCAUCGGCUACUAUGCAGCUCUGGACCGUGUUAUACAGCCUCCUGCACCAACAUGCGUAGUAACUACUGGUGGAUCUUUGCAUGCUAAAAUACUUCACCCAACUCGGCCAAUAAGUGAAAGGAAAACGCGACAGAGCAACAUCGUUUCCAACAUUUUCGACUGUCUUAUGACAGCACAAGAGGAGAACAUCGAACGGCUUAUAUUUCCGUUUGUUUACUCAGGCGCCGGUGGGGUAGACAUUAAAGAUUGCGCAAGACUGUACGCGUCUGCAAUAACAGAAUUCAUCAGGCUGGUCCCAAAUCGUUUCACGAACCCGAGAGACAUUUAUUUCGUUGAGAUAGACAAAGAUAAAGCUAUGAAACUUGUUCUGGAAUUGAAGGCAUUACUUCCAAUCAGACUUACCCAGUUAAUGAUGUUUCCAUCAACGGAUGCUGCUUUGAAAGGUGAAGAUCCUAACCAUGGGGAUUGUACUUUUGGAAAUACAUUUAUCAAAUAUACAACUGGCGACAUUCGCGAAGCAAAUGUUGAUGCCAUUGUGUGUCCCGAGUACCGGAAUUCAGACUUUGGAGGAAUUGUUUCCAACAGUAUCAAGUUUGCUUUUCGAAUUAACUACGCCGAUAUCAAUGGGCAGUUGCAAACCGGUAAUAUUGGCAUUUCACGAUGCUUUUGGCAUCCAGAACGUAAACGCGAAAUAAUUAUCAUGCACGCAGCGGCCUAUACAUGGAACACUAGAGAAGAGGAGAUGAAUAAAAGGUAUUUCAAACAGACCAUGGACGCGAUAUUUGGAAAACUGAGGAACAGUCGGAAAAUGAAACACAUUGAGACAAUCGCCAUUCCACUGAUAGGCAUAACCGAUGCAGACGAUGUUGUUGUGGGCAAGAAGGCAUGCAAAGUAUUUACAGACACCCUCCGCGUGUGUUGCUUGGAGAGGACUAAGCAGUCUCCUCUGACGAUCCAUCUGAUAAAUCCCUGCCCUCGGAUUACAGCUUGGCUGAAUGAGCUAUUACAUCUCCCGUAACUAUUGAUUGAGACCGUAAAGUGAUCCUAUAGUAUGUUUCAACUACGCAAGGUGUUUUGUAUUUAGGAUUGUCAAUAUCUCUCAUUACUUGCAUGAUGGCGUCUUUCUAUAAAGAGACAUUUAUGGUUAGUGCUCCUACAGCGGGUAUACAAAUACCCCAGGUGUAAAUAAUUACCCAACGUAAAAUUGCAAUCAUCCAGAUACACGUGCAUUUUAUUAAGCUUAUCUUUAAUGAAUAUUAAUUCUUUUCUUUGUUGUUGAUUCAAAUGUACAUAUACUCCAUUUGAUAUGGUGUCAUGCACAAUUAAUCGGAUAGUAUGGCAUGGUUUAUCUGGAACAAAAAGUUCUAUGGUUUCGGAUUAUUGGAUACUUCUAAUGUGAGUUUCACCAUUGUUCCUAGUAGCAGUAAAAUAAAUCACUCUCAAACUUACACAUAAAAUAGUCCUGGUGUUCAUUUUAACAAUACAUUUAGUACUAUCGGAUUCGUAUAUAGUCAUCAGUAGAAGAGGUACUUCUUAAUUUGAUGUGAUGAUUUUUCUUAUUGUGAUGACACGGAAAUUUCACCUCGUUUAUAUGUGACUUGUACAACAGUUGUAUGUGCACUAUGCAGUUGAUGAAAGACUAGUUUAUGUACCUUUACAUAUUUUCAUUGUUCUAGUAUAAGAGACUUUUAAAAGUAGCUAUAUCGUAUUGUUGUAUAUGAAUGCUGUUGCAUUUAUAUAUGCUCAUGUAAUGUUUGGAAUGAAAUUUAAAUAAUGUUUACAUGGAUGCAUUAUAUUAUUGGAUGAAUUUUAUUCAAUUUAAUUAUAACUAUAUUUUAUUUUACUGCUCCCACUUUUACUUUAAAUACCAUUUUGGGGAUACCAUUUUACCAAAUUUUUAUAUGUCGUAUAGCAGAUGGAACAGUAUUUAAAGUAUGCUUCAACGUGUUAUGAUUGCUCCAAUAAUUAAAUAUUGUGGGGAAAUCAAAGUUAAUUUUAAAAUUAAAUACAUACAUGUGAAGAAUAAUGAACGAAUUUACUACGUUAAAACAAACAGAAGUAAAUGACAGACACACAAACAAAAAGAGCCCUUGUCCCGUUAUCAGGCUGCUCGUAGUUUUUUGGGAAGUCAUGGCUGUUGCGGUUCUUGGCUUAAAUGUUAAAAUCAGUAAAACAAUACAUAUGAUGUAAACCAAUAUAUUGAUAAUUUACCUGUAAUUUUCAUUGUACAUUCAAAACAAAUAAAAAUAUGGAUAUAAAAUAAACAAUGUUUCAGAUA